Felis catus (domestic cat) is the source of this 1812-nucleotide messenger RNA. It is a transcript of the gene ITGB1BP1, whose product is annotated as integrin subunit beta 1 binding protein 1. The transcript has 8 exons. Gene Ontology annotation, cellular component: ruffle; lamellipodium; cytoskeleton. Gene Ontology annotation, biological process: negative regulation of substrate adhesion-dependent cell spreading; negative regulation of focal adhesion assembly. Gene Ontology annotation, molecular function: integrin binding. NCBI's taxonomy places the organism in Eukaryota, Metazoa, Chordata, Mammalia, Carnivora, Felidae. The record is from RefSeq and is a predicted model, not a curated record. The coding region runs from base 1049 to 1651 and encodes 200 amino acids.
CUUAAAUGUGCUGUCAAUAUUUUGACUUAUCAGAGAGUGCUAACAUGGUGCUUUAUGCUGCUAGGGUAACCCAGUUUGUGCAGACUUUGGAAUAAGGCUCUCUUGCCAUCUUGUUCUUACUGAAAAGCAUCCCAUGAAUGCAAGGUGAUCGGUGGCAGCAAAUGAUCUUCAGUAGCCUGCUAGUCUCCCUCCUUUUACUUACACCUUCUGCGGCUAGUUCUCUACCCACAGCCAGUCAUCUUUCUAAAAUAGAAGUCUGAUUCUAUCCCUUGACUGCCUUUUAACAGCCUCUGGAGUCUUGCUGUUAAACCUAACCCCCAGACUUUUGUUGUGGUUUGCAAAGCCCCCUUGCACCUUUCUGUUCAUCGGUCCCUCUCCCUCCUGCUCCCGUGAAAGCCAAGGUGGCCUCUCGCUGUUCCUGGCAGCAGGCAUGUGCCCUCAGGACCUUUGCACUUGCCCUGCUCUCUGCUGGACUGCUUUUCCUCCGCACCUGUGCGGCCACCCUCCUUUCCUUCUUCACGUCUCCUUAUUGCUCACUUCCUCGGAGCAUCUUUUUCUAAUGUGCUCACCCUUCCUUCCAUCAGCUGCGUCUCCUGAGCUUGCCUUCAUUUCCCUCAUAACAGUUCUUUCCUAACAACGUGUGUGUAUUUGGUUUUCUUGUUGGUCUGUCUCAUCUUUCUGAGAAUGGGCCCCCUGAGGCCAGGGCCUUUACCUGUCUUAUUCACUGCUGUAUCCCCAGCAUCUAAAAGGCGCUCACUGGGUACCCAGGAAUGAAUGAACGAAUCAGGUUUUCUUGCCACUCCACAGAUGAAUCAAAAAUGUAGAAAUAAGUUGGAUGAUGGGGCUAGUGAAAAAGCUUGGGCUUGGAACUCAGUCUUGGGCAAGUGGCCUAAGGACAGACACUGGUACCUUGUUUUUCUGAAAAGCACUGAUCAUGUCGGAAUGACAGGAAGCUCUCUGUGCACACGGCCGUCUGUGGGAGCUUUGAAGACAAUAAAAUAGUAUUCGUUCCACCGGGGAGCUCCUCUGCAUCGAGCGACGGUGAAAAAUGUUUCGGAAAGGCAAAAAACGGCACAGUAGCAGCAGUUCCCAGAGCAGUGAAAUCAGUACUAAGAGCAAGUCGGUAGACUCCAGCCUUGGGGGGCUCUCACGAUCCAGCACUGUGGCCAGCCUCGAUACAGAUUCUACCAAAAGCUCAGGACAAAGCAAUAACACUUCAGAUACCUGUGCAGAAUUUCGAAUAAAAUAUGUUGGUGCCAUUGAGAAACUGAAAUUCUCUGAAGGGAAAAGUCUUGAAGGGCCCCUAGACCUGAUAAAUUAUAUAGAUGUUGCCCAGCAAGAUGGAAAGUUGCCUUUCGUUCCUCUGGAGGAAGAAUUUAUUAUGGGAGUUUCCAAGUAUGGUAUAAAAGUGUCAACAUCAGAUCAGUAUGAUGUCCUGCAUCGGCACGCUCUGUAUUUAAUCAUCCGGAUGGUGUGUUACGAUGAUGGUCUGGGGGCAGGAAGAAGCUUGCUGGCUCUGAAGACCACAGAUGCCAGCAAUGAGGAAUACAGCCUCUGGGUUUAUCAGUGCCACAGCCUGGAGCAAGCACAAGCCAUCUGCAAAGUUUUAUCCACCGCUUUUGACUCCGUAUUAACAUCUGAGAAAUCCUGAAUUCUGCAAUCAAGUGGAAGCUGACUUCGUGUGGGAGUUCGGUGGUUUUCAGCCUGCAGGGUUGAGCUAUUAUGGGAGUAGGAAGUGGUGAAAGUGAAGAAAUGCGGUGUGUAACAUACUGAUCAUUUGCUUUUCUAUUAAAAUGUGUCUUAUUACGGUGA